Messenger RNA from Diabrotica virgifera virgifera (western corn rootworm), 1438 nucleotides. RefSeq names its product sodium/potassium/calcium exchanger 3. The record is from RefSeq and is a predicted model, not a curated record. Gene Ontology annotation, biological process: calcium ion transmembrane transport; intracellular calcium ion homeostasis. Gene Ontology annotation, molecular function: calcium channel activity; calcium, potassium:sodium antiporter activity. NCBI's taxonomy places the organism in Eukaryota, Metazoa, Arthropoda, Insecta, Coleoptera, Chrysomelidae. Gene Ontology annotation, cellular component: membrane.
UGUUUUUGUGGAGCGGUUAGUCGUUCAGUGUAAUCGCGUAGGUUAUGGCAAUGUUACCAAGGACUAGACACAAAAAGUUAGUUUUAGGGUUUAAAGUGUUAAGUUUGGUUUCCGUUUCGGUUGUUUAUUUACUAAUAAGUGUAUUUUCGAGUGAACAGCGGUCAGAUACUUACGAUGUUCUAGAUUUGAAGAUGAAAGAGGAUAUUGCUGGGGCAACCAUCAUGGCGGUGGCCAACUCCAGUGCUGAACUAUUUAUUAAUUGUGUUGGUACAUUUGUAACCGAAGGAGAUUUGGGAAUUGGUACAAUUGUCGGAUCAGCAGUAUUUAACAUAUUAGCUAUACCAGCGAGUUGCGGUCUUUUUGCAAAUAUGGCAAUGGAUAUUGAAUGGUGGCCCAUAACCCGUGAUAGUACAAUGUAUGGUUUUGCAGUAAUUGCUUUAAUUGUAGUUUUAGAAGAUGGCACAGUUCUACUUAGUGAAGCUAUUGCUUUAGUUGUGUUGUAUUCUCUAUAUAUUUUAUUGAUGUGUUUCAACAGCAGCCUUAGUAGGAUAGCUCAUAAAAUAGUUGCGAAAAUCAAAAGAAGAAAUUAUUAUGUGGAAGUAAUGGGAGAAACGCAUCCUCUUCUAUACAGGAAGAAUGGUAAAUAUCAGGGAAUUGAUGAAAUUCUUCAAGAGGAAAUAACGCUUGAGGACUGCGAAAAACUUGAGGAAUCUACAAAUAUUUGGAUAUGGCCCAAAGAAGAGACAAUAAAGGGAAAGCUUUGGUGGAUAUUUACCUGGCCCAUAUCAUUUUUUCUCUUUUUGACUAUACCAGACUGUAGAAAGCAUCCCAGAUUGUAUGUGAUUACCUUUUUUAUGUGCAUUAUUUGGAUUGGGAUCACUUCCUACAUAAUUUCGUGGCUAAUAACUGUUAUCGGUAAUACAUUAUCCAUUCCUGAUUCAGUAAUGGGGCUGACAUUUUUAGCCGCUGGCACAAGUGUACCUGAAGCUGUUUCCAGUGUUAUAGUAACUAAACAAGGACAUGCAACAAUGGGAUUAAGCAGUUCAAUUGGAUCUAACACUUUUGACAUAUUGUUAUGUUUGGGAGUACCUUGGUUGAUAAAAGCUGCAUUUUAUCCAAAAAUACCAGGCUCACACUUGGUAGAAAUUCAUUCUGAAGGUAUUAAUAUUUGUACAGGGGCACUAUUGUCUACACUUGUCUUGUUCUAUGCAUCUCUCUCCUUUAACAAGUUUAGACUCGAUUGGAAGGUUGGGCUAACAUGUUUAUUGAUCUACAUGGCAUUCAUAGUGGUAGCGUGUCUGGUGGAACUGAACGUCUUCUUCGUGGUCAACAUACCCACCUGCGAUCAGUGAUAUUUACUAUUUAUUGUUAUUUUUAAUGUUACGUCUAUUUUAUUAAUAAUAUUACAGCUGUUUUUUUAAUAAAACUAUUAAUUUUG